This is a messenger RNA of Nerophis lumbriciformis (worm pipefish), 1701 nucleotides long. RefSeq names its product nuclear receptor subfamily 0, group B, member 1 (gene nr0b1). NCBI's taxonomy places the organism in Eukaryota, Metazoa, Chordata, Actinopteri, Syngnathiformes, Syngnathidae. Gene Ontology annotation, cellular component: cytoplasm; nucleus. Gene Ontology annotation, molecular function: transcription factor binding; transcription corepressor activity. Gene Ontology annotation, biological process: negative regulation of transcription by RNA polymerase II. The record is from RefSeq and is a predicted model, not a curated record.
GGGAGGAUGAAGAAGGAGAAGAGGAGGAGGUGCCACAACUUGGAGGAGGCGGAAAGAGCAUCGCCUGUGAGGGGGGAAAAAGAGGUGAGAAAGUGCAGGCACAGACAGGAGCUGUUGCCCUUCAGUCGGAGGGCUAUCUGGAGCUCAAACAAACAGCGACUCCUCCGCACUGACCUCCCCCGAGGGACGCGCCGCGCUCUCCGGGCAGCGGUCAUGGCCACGCCGGAGGGCUGCCGCUGUCGGGCUGCCAGCGUCCGAAACAACAACAACAACAGCAGCAGCAUUCUCUACAGCAUUUUGAAGAGCGACCGGGAAGAAGAAGAAGAAGAAACGCUCCACAACUUACUUCACAGGACCGCCUCUUCCGGGCCGGCCUGGCAGCAGGAGCCUCCCCGGCAGCAGCAGCAGGCGUGUUCGUGCGGGGCGACGCGGCGCCGGGGGGUCCUCCGCUCCCCGCACGUGACGUGCAAAGCCGCGUCCGCCAUCCUGGUCAAGACGCUCCGCUUCGUCAAGAACGUCCCCUGCUUCCGGGAGCUGCCGGAGGACGAGCAGGUGGUCCUGAUCCGGAGCGGCUGGGCGCCCCUGCUGGUGCUCGGCCUGGCGCAGGACCGCGUGGACUUCGAGACCACGGAGACGCUGGAGCCCAGCAUGCUACAGCGGAUCCUCACCGGGGAAAAGUCCAGUCCGGGGACGGCCCAGAGCGAGGCGGCGGUGGCGGCUGGCCAGAGCCGAGGCGGAGGCGUGUCGGUGGCGGACAUCGAGACCAUUAAAGGCUUCCUGAAGAAGUGCUGGAGUGUGGACAUCAGCACCAAGGAGUACGCCUACCUGAAGGGAGCGGUGCUCUUCAAUCCGGAUCUGGAGGGUCUCCGCUGUUUCCCGUACAUCCAGUCCCUGCGUCGCGAGGCCCACCAGGCCCUCAACGAGCACAUCAGGCUGAUCCACCGCGAGGACACCACGCGCUUCGCCAAGCUGCUCAUCGCCUUGUCCAUGCUGCAGUCCAUCAGCCCGUCGGUGGUGGCCCAGCUCUUCUUCAAGCCCAUCAUCGGCAGCGUCAACAUCGAGGAGGUCCUCAUGGAGAUGUUCUACGGGAAGUAGUAAGGACCGCGACCCUCCAGCUGCCGCAGUGGCUCCUAUUGUUGGCAAGGAAGGACUGAAUUUGAAAAAGGGACUUUGGAAAAAAAAAAAGAAGGAAUAAUUGACACAAGCUGUAGUGAAUGUUAAAAAAGUAGAAGCAGCUUAACUUAUUUGUUUUAUAUAAACUAUUUUUCUAAAAUGUCUCAUUGAAGUGUUUUUAUCCUCCAUGGGGGUCAGCUGACCUCAGGUCAGUACUUGCUGACACACUUUUAUCGCCUAUCUCACAUUUAGCCAACUGUGGUCAUGCUGAGUCAGGCAAAGAGUUUGUUGACGUUUUGAUUAAAGUCCACGCAAACACUUUUCUAAGACAGGAUGUCUUAUAUUCUGCUAAACUAAUGAUUUGAACUUUUGUAAAGCUGCACAUGCAAUUCCACCAAGAUACAAGAGCAUUUAUUAUUCAUCCUCAUUAUCUUAUAAAAACUGAGUUUUGAUUUGAUUUGAUCUAGAGUGCAGGUGUACGUAAUGAAGUGUCCCCUAAAAUGUAUGUAUUGUCUAUAAAUACCGACGCACAUAGUUAGUUGUUUAGUAGCCAGCUCUACAUCACACAUGUAGUACAUAAUAUACAUA